Malaya genurostris is the source of this 2079-nucleotide messenger RNA. RefSeq names its product calcium uptake protein 3, mitochondrial (gene MICU3). NCBI's taxonomy places the organism in Eukaryota, Metazoa, Arthropoda, Insecta, Diptera, Culicidae. The record is from RefSeq and is a predicted model, not a curated record. The transcript has 12 exons. Gene Ontology annotation, cellular component: uniplex complex. Bases 2 to 1498 code for a protein of 498 amino acids. Gene Ontology annotation, molecular function: calcium ion binding. Gene Ontology annotation, biological process: calcium import into the mitochondrion; mitochondrial calcium ion homeostasis.
AAUGGCGAUGUACACAAAUAAAUUUGUGCGGUGCUCCCGGUUCGGGCCGAAUUUGACCGCGGUAGUGCGUAAUUUCAGUGCCGAAACCAAUCGGAAGUGGUUUAUUCUGCAUCCAUCAGUGAAAUACCUAUGUUUCGUGGGGGGCAGUUUGGCCGCCGUGGCCUACGCCCGAAAUCGCCAGCAGCCACGGGUGUACGCACUGCAGCUACGCAAGGAUGAGGUCACCGAUAAGGCCAUAAAACUAACGGCCCGCGAACGCCGCUUCAUCAAGUUCGCCUCGGUCGAGUUCGACGGUCAAAUCUACAUGACACCGCAAGACUUUUUGGAAUCGGUAGUUGAACAGGAGCCAAGACCAAGACUCAAACGAAAAGCGCUAACUCCGGACGAGGUACAAAAGCUGAAAGACGGCACACCGCAGCUGAAGCACGGAUCAUCGCAGCUCUUUCGCAGUUUACGUGAUAAGGGAAUCAUAUCUUAUACCGAGUACUUGUUCUUGCUGUCUGUUCUAACAAAACCACAUUCUGGAUUCCGAAUUGCCUUCAACAUGUUCGAUACGGAUGGAAAUCAACGCGUGGACAAAGAUGAGUUCCUAGUGAUUCGUCAGCUACUUGGAGGAUCACUCAAGGAUCGUGACCUAGAUGAUGCGACUAGAAAAGCUCUGCUGCGUCUGGUAUCGACUACUGCCCAGGCAAAAUUCUUGCUCCGGCAAUACCGUCCCGAAAAAUCCAAAGAUGUCAUUGAACAACAAGUGCCCCAGACGAAGAGUAACGAUAGAAAAAGCUUCAUGGAGAAAAUCUUCAGUUUUGCCUGGAAAGGAAAACGCGGCAUCGAAAGUAAGGAAGGAGAGGAACCCGACGAACAUGAUGAUUACGUCGAUGACGAACAGGGUCUGCAAAGGAAGCACAAAGUGGAUACCACGCUGCAGAUUCACUUUUUCGGAAAGAAAGGCAACCAAGAUCUGCAGUACGAUGGUUUCUACAAUUUUAUGAAAAACUUGCAGACCGAGGUACUGGAACUGGAGUUCUGCGAGUUUUCCAAAGGUCAUGAACGCAUUUCGGAGGUUGAUUUCGCGAAAAUUUUACUAAGAUAUACUUAUUUGGACACUGACGAGUACGACAACUACCUGGAUCGCCUGCUCGACAGAGAAGCCAAGGAGAAGGGAGUUUCCUUUGACGAAUUUCGCCAGUUUUGUCAAUUUCUUAACAACCUCGAUGACUUUUCGAUUGCCAUGCGCAUGUACACUCUUGCCGAUCAGCCGAUUUCGAAAGACGAAUUCGGUCGGGCCGUCAAAAUCUGCACCGGAUCGGAACUGAACUCGCAUCUGAUCGACACCGUGUUCGCCAUCUUCGACGAGGACGGCGAUGGGUUGCUCUCGUACAAGGAGUUCAUAGCCAUCAUGAAGGACCGGCUACACCGAGGAUUCAAAUCGAACGUCAAAUCCGAAGGUUGGGAAGCAUUCAAACAUUGCCUCAAACAGGAGAUGAGACAAAAUUCCUAAAACGCCUAGCGAACUGUUCCAAAUUCACCUGACUUCGCAUUUGUCCUUUCUUCGUACCAAAACAAAAAACUACAACUAAUAUAUCUUCCUUGAGCAUUUCGUCAAACAAAACUCAAGUCUAAAACCCAAAUGAUGCUACCUUUAAAUCGCUUAAGCAAAUAUGUUUGCUAUGAAACUUUGUGCUAUGUUAGGAAAAAAUAAUCUCAACCCUUUUAAGUGUGUGAUCAUGAAAUUUGUCGUAGCUUCUAAAGCUGUUGAAUUUUGAGUAAGUUUGUUAUUCUGUUGUACAGUUUAAAAAUAUUUAUUAAAACAAAAUCUAAAAGUUAAUUUAUUAAAACUUAAGUAUACGACUUUCAAAUAUACUUAGUUCAAUUGUUGCGCUAACUCUAGAACAUUAACCGUUAGUAGAAAAAUCAGUUUGAUCAUGUUAAACAGCUCCUUUCAACGCCAAAGUUUGCAAAACGAACAAAACUUUAUUCAUUCUAUAAUAUGCAUGUUGAUGAAAAAAAACCUUAGCUUGAAUCAUCACGAUAGCAGAAAAAACAUGGAAUGUUGAAUAAAUACAAAAAUCAUAAGAUAAA